Coccidioides immitis RS is the source of this 965-nucleotide messenger RNA. Its product is annotated as 60S ribosomal protein L19. The transcript is spliced from 4 exons. Gene Ontology annotation, biological process: translation. Gene Ontology annotation, cellular component: ribosome; cytosolic large ribosomal subunit. The record is from RefSeq and is a predicted model, not a curated record. The coding region runs from base 41 to 616 and encodes 191 amino acids. Gene Ontology annotation, molecular function: structural constituent of ribosome; RNA binding. Lineage: Eukaryota; Fungi; Ascomycota; Eurotiomycetes; Onygenales; Onygenaceae.
UCCAUCGACAAACUCGGCUAUCGAAUUGAACGGCAUCAAGAUGGUCAACCUUCGCACUCAGAAGCGCCUGGCCGCUGCUGUUGUCGGCUGCGGCCAGCGCAAGAUCUGGCUUGAUCCCAACGAAGUCAACGAGAUCUCCACCGCCAACUCCCGCCAGACCAUACGGAAACUCAUCAGUGAUGGCCUGAUUAUCCACAAACCAGUCACGAUGCACUCGCGUGCGAGAGCUCGUGAGCUCGCAGAGGCCCGCAAGAUCGGUAGACACCGAGGCUUCGGUAAGCGAAAGGGUACAAAGGAUGCUAGAAUGCCCAGCCAAGUCCUUUGGAUGCGCCGGCUGCGUGUCCUUCGCCGUCUCCUCGCCAAGUACCGUGCCUCCGGCAAGAUUGACAAGCACCUUUACCACGAGCUGUACCAUCUGAGCAAGGGUAACACCUUCAAGCACAAGCGUGCCCUCGUCGAACACAUUCACAAGGCCAAAGCCGAGAAACAACGUGAGCGUAUGCUUAAGGAAGAGAUGGACGCCAAACGUGCCAAGACCAAGGCUGCCCGCGAGCGACGACAAGAGCGUAUCGCCGCCAAGAGAAACGCUCUUGCUGGUGAGACUGAGGAGGCCUAAAUACAUUCAUUGUCUUUGAUUUAAUUUUUCCUUAUCAAACAUUAUGGGUCAAUGGCAAGGUCUUUAUUUUGAUGAUUACACAAAAACGAAACAUAUUAUGCAUGAAGCAUCUGUCGUUUUUUUUUUCAUCCAUCUCCAGCCAUUUUGUCCAUCACCCCCUUAUAUUUUAUUUUUCCAUCCUGAGCGAGCGAAGGAAAUGGAACACAGGGUUCUCAACUGAGAAUAUGGGUGUAGAGGGAAUAGCACAUACGAAUGGGAUAUGGCACAAAAGUGAAAAGCGGCUUAGGGGAAAAUACCGAUAAGGAAUUAUGAAUGAAAAGACUUUGAAAUCAAUUCUUGCUUUGUUCCU